AGCAUCUUCGCUAGCCCCCCUCCAUCCUCUCUUCUCAGAACAAGCCCGUGACAGCAUUCAACUGAUCCAUCCCCUCGAACCGAGACUCGCAGCUCAGUUCAUCCGAUCACCACGCGCGAGCCGGAAAAGCUCACGAGAGGCUCAAAAAGGGGCAGAAAAAGGCGAACGCCUCACGAGCGCAAGUUCACAGGAAAAGCUUUUGAGGCCACCACCCCAAUGGAAAGGCAGAGGCAGAGCGGGAGCAGUGGGGAGGUUCUGGAUGGCUCCAACAUAAUGAAGUUGGUUGGGAACGAGGAGGUGUUCGCGCACUUCGUGGAUCAUAAGUUUGAGCAGCUGGACCGCGACCACGACGGCCAACUCUCGGUCAAGGAGCUCGAGCCUGCCGUCGCCGACAUCGGUGCCGCCCUCGGCUUGCCUGCUCAGGGAUCUUCCCCCGAUUCCGAUCACAUUUACUCCGAGGUUUUGAAUGAGUUCACCCAUGGAAAGCAAGAGAAAGUGAGCAAGACUGAGUUUAAGGAGGUGCUAUCAGAUAUCCUGUUGGGCAUGGCUGCUGGCUUGAAGAGAGACCCUAUUGUUAUCCUCCGCAUCGACGGGGAGGACCUUCAGGAGUUCGUCAACAGCCCGAGUUUCGAGUCAGAAAUGGUCUCUAUAUACUCGCAGAUAGAAGUGCCCGAAGGAUCGGUUCGAGAUUACAUUGUCAAGGCCCUGGAGAAAUUGACAGUUGAACAAGGGAUGCCCCCAUGUUCCGACUCUUGGGUCGUGAGCAACAUUGUGGAACCAGCUUUGCAGUCUGGAGCAGAUGGUAAUUUAGACAAUCCCGUCUCUGAGGAGACAUUCCUGGCAGAAUUCAAGAAAGUAGCAGAGAGGGUGGCUCAACGUCUUAAGGAGCAGCCUGUGAUCGUCGCUCACAGCGAGAAUAUCUUCGAUGGAAGUGGAAUCAAGAGACUGUUGUCCAAUAAAUUCGAAUUUGACAAGUCGUUAAAUGCAGCCCUAGAGAAUGUGCCAAAGGAUAAACAUGGGAAGAUCGCAAAGGAGUACCUGCGUGUGGCAUUAGAUACAUUGGCCCCGUCAGCUGGACUACCUCCAUUCAGGGCAGUUGAUCAGAUGGACACUAUCAUAAAUGAAGCAUUCAAGAUGAUGGACGCCGACGAUGGGAAGAUUGUGAAGGAGGAAGAAUUCAAGAAGAUACUGACGGAGAUACUGGGAAGCAUCAUGCUGCAACUGGAGGGCAAUCCCGUCUCGGUCUCAUCGAAUUCGGUCGUGCACGAGCCUCUGGAUUCUUCUUCAUCACUUCUGCAGGCGUCUUCCUAGUUUGUCGGGUCUCUCUUAUUUAUAUAUAGAUGAACAAAAAGGGGAUCAAAGUGGAAAUGAAGCAGCAUGAUGCUAUUAAGUUAUUACCCGUGUGUCGACGUAAAUAAUGUACUCUCUGGUCUGUAUUAUUUUGCGAAUGAAGUUCUUGUCUAGUAAAGAAGACGCUCUUGUCCGG
This is a messenger RNA of Rhodamnia argentea, 1486 nucleotides long. RefSeq lists its product as uncharacterized. The transcript has 5 exons. Gene Ontology annotation, molecular function: calcium ion binding. Bases 217 to 1311 code for a protein of 364 amino acids. The record is from RefSeq and is a predicted model, not a curated record. Lineage: Eukaryota; Viridiplantae; Streptophyta; Magnoliopsida; Myrtales; Myrtaceae.